This is a messenger RNA of Cyanistes caeruleus (blue tit), 1204 nucleotides long. RefSeq names its product potassium inwardly rectifying channel subfamily J member 9 (gene KCNJ9). The record is from RefSeq and is a predicted model, not a curated record. Lineage: Eukaryota; Metazoa; Chordata; Aves; Passeriformes; Paridae. Gene Ontology annotation, molecular function: G-protein activated inward rectifier potassium channel activity. Gene Ontology annotation, cellular component: plasma membrane. Gene Ontology annotation, biological process: regulation of monoatomic ion transmembrane transport; potassium ion import across plasma membrane.
CGCCAGCGCUACGUGGAGAAGGACGGGAAGUGCAACGUCCAGCACGGCAACGUGCGCGAGACCUACCGCUACCUGACCGACAUCUUCACCACCCUGGUGGACCUCAAGUGGCGCUUCAGCCUCCUCAUCUUCAUCCUGGCCUACGCCCUCACCUGGCUCUUCUUUGGCCUCAUCUGGUGGGUCAUCGCCUACAGCCGCGGCGACCUGGAGCACCUGGGCGACCACAGCUGGACGCCGUGCGUCAACAACCUCAACGGCUUCGUGUCCGCCUUCCUCUUCUCCAUCGAGACCGAGACCACCAUCGGCUACGGCCACCGCGUCAUCACGGACACGUGCCCCGAGGGCAUCGUGCUGCUGCUGCUGCAGGCCAUCCUGGGCUCCAUGGUCAACGCCUUCAUGGUGGGCUGCAUGUUCGUCAAGAUCUCGCAGCCCAACAAGCGCGCCGAGACCUUGGUGUUCUCCUCGCACGCCGUGGUCUCGCUGCGCGACGACCGCCUCUGCCUGAUGUUCCGCGUGGGCGACCUGCGCGACUCGCACAUCGUGGAGGCCUCCAUCCGCGCCAAGCUCAUCCAGUCCAAGCAGACGCAGGAGGGCGAGUUCAUCCCGCUGGACCAGACCGACCUGAGCGUGGGCUUCGAGACGGGCGACGAUCGGCUCUUCCUGGUGUCGCCGCUCAUCAUCAGCCAUGAGAUCGACGAGCGCAGCCCCUUCUGGGAUGUGUCGCGGGGGCAGCUGGAGAGGGACGACUUCGAGAUCGUCGUCAUCCUCGAGGGCAUGGUGGAGGCCACAGGGAUGACGUGCCAGGCUCGCAGCUCGUACCUGGCGGACGAGGUGUUGUGGGGCCACCGCUUCACGCCGCUGCUCAGCCUCGAGGAGGGCUUCUACGAGGUGGACUACGGUGGCUUCCACCACACCGUGCCCGUGCCCACCCCGGCCUGCAGCGCCCGCCAGCUCGCCGCCGCCGCCGCCCGCCGCGAUGCCCACCUCUACUGGUCCAUCCCCAGCCGCCUGGAUGAGGCGGCGGCGGCGGGGGAAGAGGGGGACCCCGAAAUGUCCCCCCGCGAAAGCAACGGGACCUUGGCCAGCCCCGAGUCGCGGUGAUGCCACCAAAAUCUGGGCGCGUGGAAUAGAAAUUCCGCUUCCCUUCCGCCCGUUGUGGUGGUGGUGGUGGGUUUGGGGGUGUCCCCUGGGUUUUUUGGGGUGU